Molecule: messenger RNA, 1350 nt
Organism: Torulaspora delbrueckii
Lineage: Eukaryota; Fungi; Ascomycota; Saccharomycetes; Saccharomycetales; Saccharomycetaceae
Gene: LAP3
Product: bleomycin hydrolase
Exons: 1
Coding region: 1-1350 (449 amino acids)
Biological process (GO): response to toxic substance; L-homocysteine catabolic process; proteolysis
Cellular component (GO): cytoplasm
Molecular function (GO): cysteine-type aminopeptidase activity
Source: RefSeq, a predicted model, not a curated record
AUGGCAUCAAUUGACAUUAACAAUCUCAACUCCUGGGACAAAGAAUUCAAGACUGAUCUAUCCCACCAAUUGGCUAGCACAGUUUUGAAAAAUGAUGACGCAAACACUAUUUUGUUGAACAGGUCCCGUUUAUUGGAACAAGAUUUGAGAGUCUUUAACACUGCAAUUUCCACUCCUGGUGCUCCAGUGACUAAUCAACGUUCGUCUGGUAGGUGCUGGUUGUUUGCUGCCACGAACCAAUUGAGAAUCAAUGUUGCUGCUGAGCUCAAUUUAAAGGAAUUCGAGCUUUCGCAAGCCUAUUUGUUCUUCUACGAUAAACUAGAGAAGGCAAACUACUUUCUAGAUCAGAUUAUCGAUACCCAUGAGGAAGAAAUCGGGUCCCGUUUGGUCGAUUACUUACUUACUGACCCAACUAGCGACGGUGGCCAGUACAGUAUGUUGUUGAACUUGGUGAAAAAGUAUGGGUUGCUUCCAAAGGACCUGUAUAACGAUUUGCCAUUCUCGACUACUUCUUCCAGAACUUGGAACGGGUUAUUGAAGACCAAACUCAGAGAGUUUGCCGAGGAACUGAGAAAUGAACUUUCUCAAGGUAAAGAUGUUACUAAAUUGAGAGCUGAAUUGCAAAAAGAGAUCUUUAGACUCAUGUCUUUGUUUAUGGAUUUUCCAAGAUUUAAACCCGACGAAGAAUUCACUUGGUCUUAUGAGGACAAAGAUGGAAAAGUCCACACUUUAAAAACCACUCCGCUGGAAUUUGCUUCUAAGUAUGCUAAACUGGAUACCAAAAAACCGGUGUCUCUAAUCAAUGACCCAAGACACCCUUACGGUAAACUGAUUGAGAUUGAACGUUUGGGAAAUGUCUUAGGAGGUGAUAAAGUCAUUUAUCUGAACGUCGAUAACAAGGUUCUCGCUGACUUAGUCGUCAAGAGAUUAAAGAAUAAUAAGACAAUUUUCUUUGGUUCCCACACGCCUAAAUUCAUGGACAGAAAAUUUGGAAUCAUGGAUGUUCAACUAUGGAACCUUCCAGCCAUCAAAUACGACUUAAAGCAAGAAAAAGCCUCUAGAAUCAGAUAUGGUGAGAGUUUGAUGACACAUGCAAUGCUGAUCACUGGGGCUCAUAUCGACGAGAACACUCAGCAACCAGUUCGUUAUCGUGUGGAAAACUCAUGGGGUAAGGACUCCGGAAAAGAUGGUAUGUACGUGAUGACUCAAGAAUAUUUCGAAGAGUACUGUUUCCAAAUCGUUGUUGACAUUGAUGAGCUUCCUAAGGAACUGGCAGCUAAGUUCACCUCCAAAGUAGAAAAUCCAAUUCUUCUUCCAAUCUGGGAUCCAAUGGGUGCUUUGGCUCAAUAA